AUGAAGGCGGUCUCGAGAUAUGCGGCUGCUUACAAUCGCGCGGCUGUCUUUGGACUCUUCGGAAACUUCCAGUAUCAGGUCAUCGUGUCAUAUUUGCAGAACAUGGAGAUGCCACUUCCUCCUUGGGUAUCCACAGCCACGAGCCUCCUCCAUGUGGUGUGGGCCAUACUCUUCGUGGUGGUGUUCCAGUGGGGCAACAUGGGUGCCGGAGCGGCGAAUGCCCUGACAUGGACCCUUCAGUGGCUCAUCGGGUCUGCGUUUUUGGUUAGCCAGGCAUCCGAGCUCCAUGCCACGCCGCGACAACUGCUGCUUGUCCAGAAGGAGGCUUUCCGCCAAUGGCCAAGCUACAUGGAAGUAGCCCUCCCCGCCACGGUCCAGGUUUGCAGUGAGCUCUGGUUUUGGGAGAUCUGUGCCCUCGUCAUGGGAUAUUUGGGCCCAACGCCCCUGGCCGCGCAUGUGGCUGCCAUGAACCUGGUGACGGUACUGGCUAUGCCCACCAUGUCUUUGGGAAUGGCGGCGGCCACUGUCGUCGGGACUGCUCUUGGAGCUCAGCUCACCAAGAAGGCGAGGGAUGCCUCCUGGUUAUGUGUAUCCAUAUGCGUCGGGGUGUGGAGCGGCCUGGCCUUGCUCCUGCCGCGGAACAUCAUCCCGCGGCUGCUGGCCUCCGACUUGGAGGUACAGUCCUUAGUGCAGAAGCUGCUGAUGAUCUACAUUCUGGCGGGAUACGCCGACAGUGCUCCGAACGUGAUGGGCUCCACUCUCGGGGCGUGGGAAGGCAAACCACGGCCGUCGUCAUCUACCUGGUUUCCUUCUAUGCGGUGA
Messenger RNA from Symbiodinium sp. CCMP2456, 822 nucleotides. Lineage: Eukaryota; Dinophyceae; Suessiales; Symbiodiniaceae. The record is from the annotation of a GenBank genome assembly.